AUUAAAUUGCGUCUCUCUCUCUCUCUCUCAGAUUUUCUCUGUCAUUUCGUUUCCAUCGAUCGGUCUUUCAUUUUCGUUAGCAAAGCAUUUUCUCUUCUUCUUCGUGUCUUGAAAUAAAAGCCAGACGAUUGACAGAGAAGACAGAUGAGGUGAGAGAAGUUAUAAAAAAAAGUUUUGAGAGUUUCUCUCUCUUCUUCUUCUUCCCCCGCAACUUCCUCCUCUGACAAGCGCAGCACCGCAUCGAUCCCAUCGCCUCAGCUCUCUCACUCUCUCGAGCUCCCCCCCUCCCUCCUCGACCGUCUGCUUCCCUCUUCGGUAGGUCCUUCCUGGUCCGUCGUCUGGCUGCAAGCAUUUCUGUUGCCCUAGCUGUUGAGAGAAGGGACAAUUGUUCUCCCGCGAACCAUUUCUCUAGCUUCUGAACCAUUUGGAGCGCAAUUUGUUGAUUAACUGGAUCACGCUAGGUUUUUUUUUUUUUUUUUUUUUGCUUUGUUGUUGAAUCUUGAAUCGUAAUUUCUCCAAUUUCAACCCCUGUUGACAUCAUCGGCAUCAUCCCGGAUUGGAUUUCCUGAGCAGACCAUAUCUUCAAAUUUUUUUUUUUUAAUCUAAUUUUGUUGGUUGCAUUCGUUGGUUGGAUUAUUAUAUUCCUGAAUGGAUCUGAGAUUGUCGAUCACGCCACUGCCCAUGUGCCUGGAAUCUUAGCUACAUGUUCCCUUCUUGCUUUUCUUUAUCGGGUUUGUUAUCUGUCUUUGCUUGUGAUUCCUUGCCCAAGCACGUUGCCAGCCUGCGAACUGAAAUCUCUGAGCUUGGAUGUGCUUUGUUCUGAUCCCCAUCAGAUAUAUAUAUGCGCUUUAGUCCCUCCACCUGAAUAUCGUCUUCGGUUUUUGAUCUCUUUGAAGAACCCCGGGAGGUGAGGCUCCUCCCUGUUCCUUCGCUUGAUGAUCCUGUAACUUGCUGUUCCGGGAUAUCAUUCGAAUGAUAGAGCAUAUGCUAUGCAAACUUUUGUUCAAUUUUGGGUAGAUUUCUUAUUGAGUUUUUCUUCAUUGCAAAUGGAUGUGAAUUGGGGUGCUUCAUUUUUUGUUGGAAGUUCCAGUCUUCCCAGUGUAGGUUUUUUCUGUUGAGUUGCAGUACGUCCAGGGGUUUGACGACUGCGAAGUUGUGGGUGCAAGUGGCUCUCUUCUUUUCACGUUUUCAAUGUCUUUAGAAGGGUUUUGGUCAUUUGCGUCGAUUUCGAACUAUGUAGUCUGCAAAAUUGGUAAGGAUCUCCUCAACUUGUUUCUCUCACUCUUCUCUCUCCCGCCCCUCUUCUUCUUGGUUUGAUAUUCUAUCAUUCUCUAUGCCAUGGUUGAACCUAUAUACAUUUCUCAGGGAAUCUGCUAUCAUGGCUUCUGAGGCUUUGAGCCGGAGUCCGCUUUAGGAUAGACACUUGAAUUUGGACUUUGGAGAAGUGCUCACAUCAGCAAUGGCAAAAGGUAGCAAGGGACGCCGCAGGAUUGCCUCUCGACAUUUGAGACCAACUCCAUAUCCAUUCCGGAAGUGGGGUCAGAGCAUUUCGGACUUGUGCCCAGCAAAAUGCCACAAGGCAGCGGAAAAGAAAGACUGGGAAGAUGCAAUGUGCUCUGUUUGUAUGGAAUACCCUCACAAUGCUGUUCUCCUCCUCUGUUCCUCCCAUGAAAAGGGUUGCCGCCCCUACAUGUGCGGAACGAGCUGCAGGUAUUCCAACUGCCUUGACCAGUACAAGAAGGCUUACACCAAAAUGACCAUGUCGAACAAUGUGGGGCCGGGUCAAGGCACGACCAAUGAUCCGAUUGUUAUUUCAGAUUCUUCUGCUUUGCCCACUCAGAAGUGUGAGGUACCAGAGCUUCAAUGCCCACUCUGCAGAGGCCAGGUCAAAGGCUGGACCGUGGUGGAGCCUGCUAGAGCAUAUCUGAAUGCAAAAGAGAGGACAUGCAUGCAGGAGAACUGCUCAUUUGUCGGGACAUAUAAGGAGCUGAGGAAGCAUGUGAGGGUGGAGCACCCCUCUGCUCGCCCGCGGGAGGUGGACCCUGCCCUGGAGCAGAAGUGGAGACGGCUCGAAAGGGAAAGGGAGCGCGAUGAUGUGAUCAGCACAAUACGGUCCACAAUGCCUGGGGCAAUGGUGUUUGGGGAUUAUGUCAUCGAAGGGAGUCAGUUUGGGUUCAGUGCAGAGGACGGCGGAGGGGCAGGAGGAGAGAGGAGCAGCAGCGGUGGCUUAGAAGUGGGGUUCGAUAGCAAUUUGGUAAACGUUUUCCUACUCAUGCAUGCAUUUGGGCAGAGAGGGAACGUUGAUCUUGGCAGACGGUUUAGGCAGUCUGAGGUGGGCCGUGAGACCCCUAUUUUUGGGUCUGAUGCGUCUGAUCAAGAUAAUGGGAAUGAUAGCAACGACGACGAUGAUCAAGCUGACGAUGCUGAUGGCAGCUUAUUGUUGGUCCGGCGUCUCCAGCGCCAGGGGAGGGUGCUCCUGGGACGAUCGGGAAGGAGACGUAGGCGUAGAGAAGGCAACGGAAAUGGAGGGGCGAGAUAGCAAAUAUCUGACAGUCUUUAGUUAGGGAAGAAAAGAAUGAACAAGAAAAAGGAAAAGAACAUUAGGAUUAGGUUAGAAAAUAGGGAUUUGACUAGGAAAGUGGGGAUCGGUACGAUUCAUUGCUUGCCUUUCUCGUCCUCAGUUGCCAUGGAAUUAUCUAUCGAUGUCUUGUUCUGAAUUCCUGGUGUAAUUUGUAUUUACUGUGUAUUUGUAUUUAAUUUCCAUUUGAUUCUGUGAAUUAUGCUUUCCUUUCAGGUACAGUAAAUCUCAAUUCUCAAGUUCACCUGUAAUUAAUUUAUUGUGGGGUGUGCCCCUGAAUUUGUAAUCUCGAGAAGAUGAAUGAAUGGAAUAAAUGCAUGUUUUGUUUCUA
Molecule: messenger RNA, 2909 nt
Organism: Punica granatum (pomegranate)
Lineage: Eukaryota; Viridiplantae; Streptophyta; Magnoliopsida; Myrtales; Lythraceae
Source: RefSeq, a predicted model, not a curated record